AUAGACAACAAGAAGCGCACGAGACAUCGCAUCGAGUGGGUAUCUUGUCUUAUUGUGCAAAAGAGAGCAGAUAACGCUACACUGGACUGCUUUGACAAAGAUCGACUGAAGCUCUACAAUGCCUGUGGCCUCGACUAAGACAGAGCCUGUGCCCCAGGUCUUGGAUGUGAUGAGUGACAGCACCACCAGCUCCACCACGGCCAAGGACCUGGACCUCAUUUAUCUCAAAGGCAUCAUGGAGAGCCCUCUGGAACAAGAGGAGAGCCUGAAAGAGCCACGGCCGUCACCAGUGAGGGAGAACAACGUUGAGCUCCUGCAGGAAAUCCUGAGAGACCUCAACCCCUUCACAACCCGCUCUGACACUGCAGCUGAGCUAGCGCUCAUACUCACACAGCCUCACUUUCAGUCUCUACUUGAGACUCAUGAUUCAGUAGCAUCCCAGGCAUGUGAUAGCCCACCCCCCAGCCCAUGUGACUGUGUGGAUCAUGAGCAGGAGGACGGCCACAAACACAACCUGCACCCACCACCUGACGCAGUACGCAUGGUGGGCAUACGCAAAGUAGCGGGGGAGCAUCUGGGUGUGACAUUUAAGGUGGAGGCUGGUGAGCUAAUUAUAGCUCGCAUCCUCCAUGGGGGGAUGAUAGACCAGCAAGGACUACUGCAUGUUGGAGAUAUAAUCAAAGAGGUGAAUGGACGAGAGGUGGGGCAGGACCCUAGGGUGCUGCAGGAGGAGCUGCAGGCAGCCAGUGGAAGUGUGGUACUGAAGAUACUACCCAGCUACCAUGAAGCAAUACCACCAAGACAGGUGUUCUUUAAGUGUCACUAUGAUUAUGACCCAGGUAACGACAACCUGAUUCCCUGUAAGGAGGCGGCCUUAAGGUUUGAGACAGGAGACAUUCUGCAGAUAGUCAACCAAGAUGAUGUCAACUGGUGGCAGGCCCGUCAUGUAGAGGGUGGUAGCACGGGGCUGAUUCCCAGUCAGAUGCUGGAGGAGAAGAGGAAAGCAUUUGUCAAGACAAAUGUUGAGCUUGCACCAGCAGGAAAUCUUUGUACUGGUGUUGGAGGGAAGAAAAAGAAGAAAAUGAUGUAUGUGACCACUAAAAAUGCAGAGUUUGACAGACAUGAAAUAUUGCUCUAUGAGGAGGUGGCCAAGGUCCCACCUUUUAAGAGGAAAACCCUCAUUUUGAUUGGUGCCCAAGGUGUUGGGCGGCGGAGACUAAAGAACAAGCUUCUACUAAGGGAUCCUUUACUCUUUGGCACCACCAUUCCAUACACUUCUAGGAAGCCCAAAAAGGGGGAUCAAGAGAGUCGGAUGUAUGCUUUCACCAGCCGGAGCAAGAUGGAGGCUGAUAUCAAGAACGGAUGCUAUCUUGAACAUGGAGAGUAUGACGGCAGCCUCUAUGGAAUCAAGAUCGACUCCAUACAUGAAGUCGUGGAGGCAGGGCGUGUCUGCAUUCUAGAUGCAAACCCUCAGUCUCUCAAAGUGCUGAGGACCUCAGAGUUCCUGCCCUAUGUGGUGUUCCUUCAGUCUCCUGACUUCGAGGUGCUCAAGGCCAUGAACCAGUCGGCUGCAGAGGCAGGAGUGGUUACCAAGACCUUGACGGAUGGGGAGCUGCAGAGGACAUGUGAUGAGAGCACCAAACUCCAGGCAGCCUACGGCCACUACUUUGACCUCAGCAUCAUCAAUGACAACCUGGAUGAGACCUAUCGCACAGUCAAGGCGGCCUUGGAUACGGUUUCUAAAAACCCUCAGUGGGUUCCCGUCACCUGGGUUUUCUAGAGGGCGUCUGUGGAGGGAGGACUAAGGAGGAAAUAAAGGCGAGCGAACAGCACUGAAGAUAUGCUACUGUGUAAAGUUAAAUAUAAAACUGUGUAAAUAGUGGAUGUUUUUACAACAACUUGUUCCUAUCAACACAAAAUCUGAUCUGACCCUUACAAUAGCAGUUUUACAGGGGUGAAUGCUGAACAUUUUACAUUGUGUUAGAUAAAACAUCCAUUAUUUAAACAGGAAUACAUUUGUCUUAGCUUUGAGGACAGGA
Molecule: messenger RNA, 2039 nt
Organism: Labrus mixtus (cuckoo wrasse)
Lineage: Eukaryota; Metazoa; Chordata; Actinopteri; Labriformes; Labridae
Product: MAGUK p55 subfamily member 2-like
Exons: 15
Coding region: 119-1780 (553 amino acids)
Cellular component (GO): plasma membrane; cell-cell junction
Molecular function (GO): protein binding
Source: RefSeq, a predicted model, not a curated record